UUUCCAGGAAGUACACCGUAUUUCCAAAAGCCCAUCCGCCAUAUUGAAGUCAGUUGUGAACAACUUUCUUCUAGAUCCUGUUCAUCUGAAGAACGAUGUCAAAUCCCGAAUCUUCAACGGCAGCAGCCGGAGCCCAACCUUCGGUCGCCACCGCUGCUGGUGUAAGUAAAGAGGAGGAACCAGCUACACCGGGGCUGGAUGACUCCAUGUUUUCUACACCCAGCGCUCUCACUGACGUGGCGCUCGUAGUGGAAGGGAAGAAACUACACGUGAGUAAAGCUCUACUCUGUCUCGCCUCCCCCGCCUUCCUGAAAAUGUUCGAAGGGGACUUUAAGGAUAAAACAGAGGUUCCCAUCGCGGACAAGAAGUAUGCGGACUUUGUUGAAUUCUUGUUGUGCUUUCAUCCGUCCACCUGUAAACCGGUCCAACGGGAAACACUCGACGUUCUUCUGGCUCUCGCUGACGAAUACGAGGUCGAGUCUCUCAAGCAGCGGUGUGAACAGUUUGUCCUCAAUAUGUUCCAACUUAAAAAUGACAAGAAAUCAGAUCCGUCUAAUACAGAACUGGUUCAUUUCCUGUACCUGUCUGACAAGUACAAACUGAGCAAACUUCUGGACACCUGUGUUGUCAAAGCGACGUACAGAACCUAUGAAGGCGAACACGGCAUCAGAACCUUGCGGGAAUUCAACCUUCUGUCAGAGAAAUCUAAGUUUCGUAUACUGUCUGAAAGAAUGAGUUUGCUUGAAGUGCCCUUAACAGGUUUACUUUGUGCCUCUAACGAACAAACGCUUAAGCAACGAUUGGAUAUAAUUCUGCGUACUGGUUGUAGUUGCCGCAGAAGACUACAUUCUCCCUAUGAUUUGUCAGGAGUUAGAAAGCAGUUGAGAGACGACCUAUUAGCUCACUUGGACAACUUCUGUCUACUUUCAACCUAUUUUAGGAAGGAUCCGCGCUAUGCAGAUGUCCAAUAAACUCAACAGCGAUAUAAGUGGGUUUCACCAAAGUGUUAAAGGUCCAUGAGGGCUUUCCUCAGACGCAACAAGCUGACACACCGUCAUAUAACUGGAAUAAUGUUAAAUGCGGCGUUAAACCCCUCAAUCACGACAGCGAUGUACUUGUCUGAUAAAAAAUAUCACUUGAGCCAGACAAUAGCGCCUGUGUGCAUUAUUCACAGCAGUACAGUUCCUUUAUGUGUGAUGCCUGCAAGAUGGGGGCAAGAUGGACAAAUCUACUGUCUGUGCUUGUGUAGCAUCGUUCCCCAGCGGCCAACCAUGGUGUGGAUUUAUAUUUGACCAGAUUCCGAUGAGACCGCAUAAAACUACGCAUCGUUAUAAAUUAUAGCCACACAAAGUUAAGAAGUGGACACAAAGUUUGCGUUUAGUAGGGGCAUGCAAGCAUGCGUCUGGAUAGUCUUACGUUAUAUAUAAUUCUUAAUACUGUGUGCUGUAGUAGUCAGGUAAUGUCAUUUUCCAAGUAUUAUACAUUUAAUAUUGUGUACUACCACUUCAAUUACUGUUUGCGAUAAUAAUAUACUGUAUGUGAAAAAAAGAAAAUAUAUAUAUAUCUAUUGGUCAUUGGACGAGACAUCUAGAAAGUGUCAUGCUCUAUAUAGCUUACUAGUAUUAUAUGUAAUAUUGUGUGCUAUAGUAGUCAGGUAAUCUCCUUGUCUUAGUAGUUUUAAAAAUGUGUACUACCACUUCAUUUACGGUUUGGGGUUAUAAUAUUGUUAUAUGCUCAGUCCUUACAUUCUGUAUUUAGGUGGAAUCAGAGAAGUAGUAGGGAUAGAAGUAAAAAUUGUAAAUCAGUCAGGAGAUUAUUAAUAAAAUCAAUUGU
Molecule: messenger RNA, 1833 nt
Organism: Haliotis rufescens (red abalone)
Lineage: Eukaryota; Metazoa; Mollusca; Gastropoda; Lepetellida; Haliotidae
Product: BTB and MATH domain-containing protein 38-like
Exons: 1
Coding region: 96-971 (291 amino acids)
Molecular function (GO): protein binding
Source: RefSeq, a predicted model, not a curated record